Pogona vitticeps (central bearded dragon) is the source of this 1263-nucleotide messenger RNA. It is a transcript of the gene MRRF, whose product is annotated as mitochondrial ribosome recycling factor. Gene Ontology annotation, molecular function: ribosomal large subunit binding. Lineage: Eukaryota; Metazoa; Chordata; Lepidosauria; Squamata; Agamidae. Gene Ontology annotation, cellular component: mitochondrion. The record is from RefSeq and is a predicted model, not a curated record. Gene Ontology annotation, biological process: translation.
GCAAUCCUCAGUCUCUCUUUUCUGCGCAGGGGAAUCCGGAUCUAGCUUGUCUACAUGGGCAAAAGCGAAAUCGGUUUCGAAUCCGGAUUAAGCCUUUUCCCUGGUAGCUCACGAUGGCUGGAUUCCUGAGGUGUCUCCGGCAGUUGGCACCCGUGGUCUGUUCCUCCGCAAAGUUGUCGCUCCGGGCCCCCAUCAACUACCGGGUCUUGCUUUGGCAUGGCUGCAGGGACAGCUGGAUCCUGCCAACCUUACCCACCAGACACCUUGCUACCAAGAAAGCCAAAGCAAAAGGGAAAGGCCAGGCCCGAGUGAACAUCAACGUCUCUUUAGUCGAAGAUAUCAUCAACUUGGAAGAAGCAAAUCAGGACAUGCAGGCAGUGGUUACAGACCUACAGGAAGAGUUCAACAAAACUUUGAAUAUCAGGACCUCCCCAGGGGCUUUCCAUCAUAUUACGGUUGUAACCAGCAGCGGGAAAUUUCCUUUAAACGAGCUUGCACAAAUCACUCUGAAGUCUCCGCAACUCAUGCUUGUCAACAUGAGCAACUUCCCAGAAAGCACAGCUGCGGCUGUGAAGGCUAUCCAAGAGAGCGGGAUGAACCUAAACCCGGAAGCAGACGGCGCCAUCAUUCGAGUGCCCGUCCCCAAAGUCACCCGCGAACACAGGGAGAACCUGGUGGUUGUGGCCAAACAGAUCACCAACAAAGCCAAAGAGGCGCUGAGGAAAAUACGUACCAGGGCCGUGAACCAGACCAGGAAGGCCAAGGGCACCGCCUCGGUCUCCGAGGACACCCUCAAGUUGAUAGAGAAGCAGAUCCAGCAAAUGACAGAUGACGUUACCGCUGAACUGGAGAAACUGUUGGCGUCUAAGACGAAGGAGCUGCUGGGAUAACCAUGCUACGCUUGUACAGCAACUGUUAGAGAUGGUUUGGGGUGUUUUCCACGCCCACCCCAACCCCAUCUUCCUUUGCCGUGCUGGACUGUGGCAACGCCAUCUGAGCAUCACAGAGACUAAUAACUAGCUUCGUGGCUUCCUCUCGGAAGUUAGCUGGGGCUUUCAUUCAUGGCCUUAUUCAGCCUUGCGAAACACGGCCAUCCAGAGGAUCCAGAAGAGAAUGGCAUCGUGGCUGCCGGUCCCCAUUCAGCGCGGCUGUUCCGUUUGACUCACGGACUCUGUUGUGGGUAGAAGCGGCCCGGGAAAACCCCUGUCUUCGUGAACCCGCUGUUGUAGGUGCAUCAAAUAAAUAACAGCCAGAACUGCGAAA